Molecule: messenger RNA, 2557 nt
Organism: Dacryopinax primogenitus
Lineage: Eukaryota; Fungi; Basidiomycota; Dacrymycetes; Dacrymycetales; Dacrymycetaceae
Exons: 3
Coding region: 20-2557 (845 amino acids)
Molecular function (GO): lipid binding
Source: RefSeq, a predicted model, not a curated record
GAAACGAACAACAACGAUCAUGUCUCUCCCCAUAGCUCUGAAGGAUAUCUCCGACAAACCUCAGGCAGGCGCCGUCACUGACCCCGUUCAUCCGGCUCAGAUGCAGGCCGAUAUUGAUCGCAAACUCAGACUAUACGGCGUCGUCCAGGCAUUCCGCAACGGUCGCAUGCCUACCAACGUUCAGAUCAACGACGCCCUCUCAUAUGUCGAGGCCCACUCUCCUCUUGACAUGUCACAGCUUUCCGCUGAAGGUCGCAACCUCAUCGAUGACGUUCGCGACAUUAUAGAGACCGCCAGGAAGAUUGUCAUGGAGAAGAACGCCGACGAGCUCUUCCAGAACUUUGUCUGGCACACAACCUACAUCGAUCCUAACCGCGGAAAGGUUGUCGACAGUCUCGGAGAUGCAGUCCCAGUCAGUCAGGAGCAGGCUAAAGCUGACGCCCAACAAGCGGUCGUCCACGUCCGCACCCUUCUCUCCCUCUUCCUCACCAAUGCUGAGGCCCGCAAGCUUUUGAGCGAUGUCGGUCUCAUUGGACGCGACAUGUUUGCCACAGGUGCCGCCAACGUCGCGGAAAAGGUUCGCCCUGACCCUGAGGCCAUGGCUCGUGUCGAUGAUGCCGCGCCUUCCAAUCAAUGGAAGGGUGCCGACGGCCGCGUUCACGGCCCGAACGAGACCCCGGUGCUUCAGGCCACUCUCCCUGGCGGUCGAACGGUGCAGGCGCAUCCUAAGGAACCGUUAUCGAACGCAACUUACCGUGACGCCGACGGUCAAGAGCGGCCAACGGCCGAGAUUGCCCAGCAAGCUCAAGAGCGUGUGCCAGUGGACGAUGUCACCGACAGAGAACAGUGGGCGAACGCUGCCACAAACGGAGCUCGCCGCAAUGCCGAACCUCAUGUCCGCGACGUCCAAGGUGCGGUACAGCGUCAACCAGACGAUGACGGCGACGCACAGGUCGAGGCAGGCAAGCGCACAUGGAAGGAGAAGUUUAACGACUUCAAGGCUAAUCUCAACGACCGUGUUCCUGACGAGCAUAAGGACAAGAUCCGCGAGCAUCGUGAUGCCAUCAAGGACCACUUUAAGGAGCAAUUCCCUGAGGAGCGUCGCGACCAGUUCAUUUGGCGAAUGAAGAAGGUUGUCGUCGAGAAUCAGAAGCACGGCGACUAUCAAGAGACUAUGAAUUGGUUCUUGAACUUCCUCGAGACAUACCACGGCCACGCCAAGUCUGCUGUCGGCACUGGCUCUCAGUCUGCCAACGCUCUGACUGAAGAUCCUUCUCUUCAGCUGGCAUGGUCCGAGUUCCGCACCCUCCUCGAGCGUUUUGCUAAUAACCGUACGAUGCAACCUAUCAUCGACGCAGUCAAUGAUCUGUACAACGAUGCGCAGCAAGAUGAAGGUCUCCGUCACUAUUUUAGUCGUCUUGAUGGAUUUGUACGUCGUACCCUUCUGGAGCCUGGUUACGUGCUAGCCCCAGAAUACGACGACGACGCGCGGCGGGUUCGCGACGAAGGGAAACAGUUCUUUGACGAGAAGUAUGCACCUCACAAGGACCGUUUAUUCGAUUCGAUCCAGGACUUCUUCCUCGCUAUGGGCGACGAUCCGUUGAACAAGCAGUUCGGCGAUGACUGGGCCCGUCUUACACAUGAUCUGUUGUUCGACGAGAACGGCCAGCUUGCUUUCAAGCCCCACUUGUGGGGUGAUAUCCGCCGGGUCAUCCUGCCAUCCAUCGUGGAUCAGGUUGGAUAUGUACCCAUUCCGCGCAUCGAAUACACCGACGAUCAGAUGGAUCUCGUCAUAGAGAAUCUGACUUUGCAGGGUCGCAACCUCUUACCCAAUGUCAUCGAGCUGGAGGUUCACAAUUGGAUCAAGUUCUCACCCUACUCAACGGUGACGGACGAUCACCAUCACUCUUUCCGUGGAAUCUUCGGUCAGAUUCAGGCCGAUCUCCGCGAUGUGGCCUUUUACUUCAAGAAAAAGCAAGGCUUCCCGAAGCUGUCUGACUCCGGCGUGGCCGAUGUUGUCAUCGGUGGCUCAGGGAUUAGCGGCACCGUCCAUGUCGCAUCCGCUGGAAAGGACAAGUCAUCGGUCUUCACCGUCAAAGAUGUCCAUGUCAAAAUCGAUUCUCUCAACUUCUCCAUUCGUGACUCGAAGCAUGAUACCUUGUACAAGGUUCUCAAGCCCCUGGCUACAGGUCUCAUCAAGAAACAAAUCGCAAAGGCUCUCCAAGAUGCCAUUCGAACUGGCCUGGAGUACGUGGACGGGGAACUCGUCGGUGUGCGCGAUCGCAUGGGCGAGGCGAAGGCACAGGACGGUGUCACCCGCACUGAUGUGCCGAAACAGGCUUUCCAACGGAAGAAAGCGGAAGCUCAGAGCGUGAAGGAAAAGACUGGCGAGUUUAAGAUUGACACGACUCGGGAUUCGAUGCUCUUGCCUAACGUCGGUCACGAGGGUGGACUGAUCAACCGGCAAUUCGAGCGUGCUGAGGCGGCUAAGCGCGGCAAGGAGUGGCGCAGUGAUGCGUUCUCCAUCGUUCCUCAAGGCAGCGCUAACAGGGCGUGA